Messenger RNA from Triticum aestivum (bread wheat), 1278 nucleotides. Its product is annotated as serine/threonine-protein kinase-like protein CR4. The record is from RefSeq and is a predicted model, not a curated record. The transcript has 5 exons. NCBI's taxonomy places the organism in Eukaryota, Viridiplantae, Streptophyta, Magnoliopsida, Poales, Poaceae. The coding region runs from base 1 to 1278 and encodes 425 amino acids. Gene Ontology annotation, molecular function: ATP binding; protein kinase activity. Gene Ontology annotation, biological process: protein phosphorylation.
AUGGACAGGUUCCAUACCCUGAUCCCCUGUUCCGCCGCCGGCCGACCCGAGCGCCGGCCGCAUCCAGCAGCCACAUCAUGGCGGCACGACGAAGCAGCCCGCGCCGGCGCCUCCCUGCCGCUCACCUCUCCAUCUAAACUUGCUCCGCCACCCGUCGCUCGGCGCCUUCCGCCCGUCGGCCUCCUCCUCCGUGGAUCUCGGCUGGUCGAUCCUGCCCGUGGGCGCGUGGCUGGACUGCCCGACAUCUCAACUCCGGCUCUUCCGCCAUCCUGCACGCCUGCCCGGGACUGGCUUGCCUGCCUCCCGUGCGACCUACUACAUCCACAAGGUUUGCUGGAUUACUGCGUCAAGGCACCUAUAAAUAGAAGUGCACUUUUAGCAAUGCAAGUAAGCAACAUAAAUCUUACAAGUGGCAUCAAUGUGCUCCUUGGCGUGUCACACGCCAUCAAGCACUUACACUGUCAUGCCAACCCGCCGAUCAUCCACCGGGACAUCAAGUCAGCUAACAUCCUUUUUGAUGCCAGUUGGGUGCCUCGUUUGUCAGACUUUGCUUCCUCGGUUGUAUGGGACAUGGCAACUCAGGAGGAGGGGAUGGAGGUCCCAGUUAUAGGCACAUUUGGGUACAUAGCUCCUGAGUGCAUCAUGCAUUGUCAUCUGAAGCCGGCGAGCGACGUGUACAGCCUGGGCGUGGUGAUGCUCGAGGUUCUGACAGGGAAAAGUGCAUAUUCUCAACUGAAGGAUGAUGGGACAGGUGGACCUUUGACAGACUUCGCACUCCCCAUCAUUGAAGUCGGUAAUAUUGAGGAGUUGUUGGACAGGCGACCUGUACCGGAGCCAACGCCUUGGCAGCUGCAGGCGAUGAAACGUGUGGCGCAGAUUGCAUGGUGCUGCGGGAAGUUGGAUGCGAAGGACCGGCCGGCCAUAUCAGACAUUGUUGCCAGCCUCGAGAUGGCGUAUGAGUUGAUGUGCCGAGACGAGGCUGGUUCAGUUGACGAGCCAUGUUUGUGGCCCUUCGUCGAACAAAUUGACCUCCCAUCGGACUCACCACACUCCAGGAGCUCGUCAUCGGCAGGCUACCAUUCCGAGCUGGCAUUCUUGCAAGGCGAGGUAGAGAUGAAUGCAGAUCUGACGUCCUUCGCACUCCCCAUCACCGAGGCCGGUAGUAUCGAUGAGUUGCGAGACAGGAAAUUCCAUGGGGAGGACCGGCCAGCCAUACCAGACAUAGUUGCCAGCCUUGAGAUUGCGCACGAGAUAAUCUGCAGAGACGAGCCAGGUUGA